Molecule: messenger RNA, 1222 nt
Organism: Gloeophyllum trabeum ATCC 11539
Lineage: Eukaryota; Fungi; Basidiomycota; Agaricomycetes; Gloeophyllales; Gloeophyllaceae
Product: mitochondrial carrier
Exons: 7
Coding region: 76-972 (298 amino acids)
Biological process (GO): mitochondrial L-ornithine transmembrane transport
Molecular function (GO): L-ornithine transmembrane transporter activity
Source: RefSeq, a predicted model, not a curated record
GCCACCGCCACUUGGCCGCCAUCGCUAGCGACGUCGUCGAGUCACUUGCCUUCACUGCCUACGUCGACCUCGAAGAUGAACAAGACGGUGAAGGACUUGACUGCGGGGACGGCUGGUGGCAUUGCCCAGGUCCUUGUGGGCCAGCCAUUCGACAUCGUGAAAGUGCGGAUGCAAACUUCUGCUGCGGGCACGUACAAGGGCAUGCUCGACUGCGCCGGGCAAAUCCUCAAGAACGAGGGUCCGCUAGCCUUCUACAAGGGUACCGUUCCGCCUCUCCUCGGCAUCGGCGCCUGCGUAUCGAUCCAGUUCGGCGUGCUUGAAUACACGAAGCGAUUCUUCGCAAGCCAAAAUUUGUCCAGGGGGCUUGGUGGACCCGACGGAACAAGUCUGACCGAUGGCCAGUUUUACUGGGCAGGUGUCGCCGCUGGCGUGGGCAACAGCGUGGUCUCGGGUCCGGUGGAGCAUAUUCGUAUCCGUUUACAAACACAAUCUGCGGUUAAUCCAACCUAUGCUGGGCCAUUCGAUGCCGUGCGGAAGAUAUACUCGGCUCACGGUAUCGCCGGUAUCUACAAAGGACAGGUUGUCACAUUAUGGCGUGAAGCAGCUGGCUACGGCAUAUAUUUCUGGGCGUAUGAAAAGCUCGUGCAGAGGGAAAUAUCGAAAAAGGGAAUUAGGAGAGAUCAGAUAUCCGCCCUGAACGCGGUGCUGUACGGUGCUGGAGCCGGAUAUGCUCUGUGGGCGGUCAUUUACCCAAUUGACAUGAUCAAAUCCCGGAUGCAAACUGAUGGCUUCUCGCCUUCCACCGGCCAGAAAUACAAGUCUACGCUCGACUGCGUACGCACGGUAUGGCGCACAGAAGGAAUAAGAGCUUUCACCCGGGGGUUAGGUCCUACGUUGAUCCGGUCGCCCUUCGCAAAUGGAGCAACCUUCCUGGGCUUUGAGAUGGCUAGCAGGGUUUUGAAUAACUCCUAGUUCCUGGUCCUGAACACCGUCUAUCGGUACGAUAGCCGAUUCGACCACCACAAGUUACGCAAUUUGAAAACCGGGUUCAACUUCGGACAAGUUAUCUAACGAUGGAUGCGGAGAUAUACCGAUAAACAUAGAGUUAACGUUAGAAUCUGCAUAAUCCAUAGACGAUGUAUUGAUCUUCUGUCUCCAUCUAGUCGUUGCUUUGUAUUCUGCUGAUCUUCAAAUUAGUUCUUUGCGCUUGGUUUUUGUUCCG